Diatraea saccharalis (sugarcane borer) is the source of this 327-nucleotide messenger RNA. NCBI's taxonomy places the organism in Eukaryota, Metazoa, Arthropoda, Insecta, Lepidoptera, Crambidae. The record is from the annotation of a GenBank genome assembly.
AUGGUCAAAUAUAUUUUAUUUGUUGAUCCAUUACGACAAGAAGAAAUAGAAAUUUUUUACAAGGCCUGCCAAAUGCAUCGAGAAUAUUACAAGGGCUAUCCAAAAUCUUAUCAUCCAUUAUCUUAUUUCCGUGAACCUGAAUACAUCGGGCAGUGUCCACCCGAAAUGACUCCGGUCUAUUUGAGCUACCCAUCGUUCCACGUGAAAUAUAAACAACCUGCGGUCUUACCAGCUACUACUGGACGAACAACAGAUUUUCCAGCGUUGCCUGAUCGUUCAUUAGCACCUCGCUAUAAUAAAGCAGCAUGUAAAGCUUUUAUAAGAUAA